This is a messenger RNA of Lucilia cuprina (Australian sheep blowfly), 922 nucleotides long. Its product is annotated as NECAP-like protein CG9132. Gene Ontology annotation, cellular component: membrane; clathrin vesicle coat. Gene Ontology annotation, biological process: endocytosis. The transcript has 5 exons. Lineage: Eukaryota; Metazoa; Arthropoda; Insecta; Diptera; Calliphoridae. Bases 121 to 861 code for a protein of 246 amino acids. The record is from RefSeq and is a predicted model, not a curated record.
AGAACUCUGCAGCGCAGUCUAUAUUUUUUGGGAAAAAACAAUCAUAAAAAAUUUCGUGAAUAAUUUUUUUGAUAUUUUGGGACGAAAAAAAUAAUAAUUCCUUAAUAAAUUUUUGCAAUAAUGGAUUAUGAAAGUGUUUUAAUUGUUAAACCAGAAGUAUUUAUAUAUAAAAUUCCACCCAGAGCCAAUAAUCGUGGUUACAGAGCCGCCGAUUGGAAUUUGGGAGAACCCACCUGGACCGGUCGUAUGCGUUUGGUAGCCAAAGGUACACAAUGUAAUCUUAAAUUAGAAGAUAAAACAAGUGGUGCUCUAUUUGCUAAUUGUCCCAUUGAAACAUAUCCUGGUGUAGCCAUCGAAGCCGUAUCAGAUAGUUCACGUUAUUUUGUUAUACGAGUACAGGAUGAUAAUGGACGCUCGGCAUUUUUGGGUUUAGGUUUCGGUGAUCGUUCAGAUUCAUUUGAUUUGAAUGUUGCUUUGCAGGAUCAUUUUAAAUGGGUUAAAAAUCAAGAACAAAUUGAAAAGGAAAAAACCCAACCGAAACAAGAACUGGAUUUAGGCUUUAAAGAGGGUGAAACUAUUAAAAUAAAUAUGAGAAUAACGAAAAAAGACGGUUCUGAAGGCACUGGCCGUACAAAAUCUAAAGCAGGCUCUGGCAUAUUACCACCACCACCCGGAGGCAUGGGUAAAAUAGCACCACCACCAUCAGCCGCUGGUUCAGUACGUCAAAGUCCCGGUACAUCGCCUGCUCAUAAGGCUCCUGGUAAUGCGGCCACCGAAUGGACAGAUUAUGCUUCAGCUGGAUCUGCGCCUGGUCAAAAUCCUCAACAAAGUUCUGCAAAUGCUAAUUGGGUGCAAUUCUAAUUUUAAGCCUAAAGCUUGUCUAAGGUUUAUUUAAAAAAUAAAAAAAUAAAUAAACAAAUAA